Saxophila tyrrhenica is the source of this 1359-nucleotide messenger RNA. RefSeq lists its product as uncharacterized. The record is from RefSeq and is a predicted model, not a curated record. Bases 1 to 1359 code for a protein of 452 amino acids. Lineage: Eukaryota; Fungi; Ascomycota; Dothideomycetes; Mycosphaerellales; Extremaceae. The transcript has a single exon.
AUGCAUAUCCAGCAGCUGAAAGACAAGCCACCGAGCUUUCUGGCGGCUUUGGUCUUCUUGACGCUGGUACCGCUAUACUAUGUCUCCUACCAGUACCGCUUGACUCAUCCCUACGGCGGCCACGAGCCGGCAAGAGACAACGUCUUCUCAUCGACAGACUUCGUCCGAGAUUGGCUCAGCACCCACGUCGUCUCACCGUUCAAUCCGUCCGCCCUCGCGACCUACUGCAAUCGAACAGAAUGGCGACCGAACCUCGUCUUCAAUCUCGAGAAUGCGAACGGAGGGAUUGGAAAUGUGCGCGGGAACACACUGGACUUCCUCUUCUUCGCAAUAGAGGCUGGUGCAUCUAUUAUACUACCAGGAAGAGCAACGCGAAGCCAAGAAGACAUCAGCAACGUGUGGGCCGCUCGUGCUCCGUUCGACAGCUUCUUCGAUGAGGAAUGGUUCAUGUACAAUAUGGCGCAUUCUUGCCCACAGAUGUCCAUCUACAAGCCUGAGAAGCACCACAAGAUGGUUGCACCUCUGCCAGGCAACUAUCUGCCUCAUAGUCGUCGCAUCGACUCCGACGUUGGCAAUACGAAGCAAGCGUAUCUUACCCAUCUCUCCGCAUGGCUUGCCGACAACCCUUCAUUCUCUGCCGAGAAUCUCACACUGGUCAACCUUGAGCGCACCCUUUGGGACAUCGACACCCGCAGUUUGCCUAUGGGCUUCCGUCGCAACUUUGGUCAGCUGCUGCGGAUCAACCCUACCAUCCGCCGUCUCGCUGGGAUCGUGGUGCUGAACCUCGCUCUCACAUUCCGCCACAACAUCAACCCUACAGCACCGAUACCACGCCAGGCCUUCUACGGCGCUCACCUCCGCACCGAAGCCGACGCUCAAGGCGCGGGAUGGCUCAACGACGCUUACUCCAACUUCUCCGCCCAAACCGACGCCUAUAUCGCGCAAGCCCUCCACCACAAGCUUAAAACGAUUUACGUCGCCACCGGCAACUCGUCGGAUCUCGAGCGCUUCCGCACCAAAGCCGCCACCCACCGCCCACCGCUCAACAUCACCUCGAAAUUCGACCUGCUCCCUCCGAACGAAGCCGCAGCGCUCAGAGAGCUGACCUGGGACCAGCAAGCACUGGUCGACUACGAAGUACUCCAGCGUUGUAGCGUGUUCAGCGGAAUCGUCAAGAGUAGUUUUAGCUACAACGUCGCGAUGACGAGGGGCCAGGUGCUGGAGGAUGAGGGGAGAGUGGUGGAUCCGUGGGCGGUGAUGCAUAGUGAAGAGGGCGUGGCGUUUGAUGAUGGGGUUAGCAGGAUUUUGGGGCGGGAUGGGUGGCAUGAGCAGAGGAUUCCGAGGGGGAUGUGGCCUUGA